CCUCGUCGGUGAUGUCACAUCUCGUUACGCCAUUUUUUUUUGUUGGGGAGCAGUCGUGUCCAGAAAAAAGGAGGAUUAGAUCCAGCACAGGUAGCGCGUACAUCCACCUCUUCCGAGUCGUCUGGCGAACGGGACCCUCUGCUCGUCCUUCACACUCGCACCAUGUCGUCAGAAAACCUGGACUCGGACUCUCAAGUGGACUACGAGGACGAAAAACAGGACGCCCAGGAGAAGAAUGCAAACCCCGUGAAGGCAGAGGAGGCCAAGCUGAAGGCGAAGUACCCCGGCCUGGGCCAGAAGCCCGGCGGCUCAGACUUCCUGAUGAAGAGACUACAGAAAGGGCAAAAGUACUUCGACUCGGGCGACUACAACAUGGCCAAGGCCAAGAUGAAGAAGCUUCCCCCCGUGGCGGGGCCAGACAAGAACCUGGUGACCGGCGACCACAUCCCCACGCCGCAGGACCUGCCCCAGCGGAAGUCCUCCUUGGUGACGAGCAAGCUAGCCGGCUAGCUUGCGUCCUCCUAGAAGCACCCUCACUUCCACCUGGGGACCUCCUCCCCCAUCAGAUCUCACCCGUGUCCCUCCCUAUGUCCGCCCCCUCCCCUUACCUCCUCUUUUCAUCCCCAGGCACCACUGGCUUUUACCAUGUCGGGCAGAGUUGAAUGAGUUGAAACUCCAUUUUGCUUGUAUGUGGGCGCGGUGGGAGGGUUGGAGGUGGCGGCCUCCUCUGCCCUCCCACCCCGCACAGCUCUGCCCCGUCUCGGACACGCUGCUCCGCCGCCGCCCUCAAGUCUUGGGUUUUUAUUUUCCGGUGUUCCAAGAUGCAUCACACUAGGCGUGUCAUCAGGCAUGGGUCGGAUGGGACGAGUUAAUGCACUUUGUAGUCUGUAUAGUAUGCUUUUGUUCUCUUUUUUUUUUUAAAUGUUGCAUCUUAAAUAACACCAAAAUAAUGUGUGUGUGUGUGUGUGUGUGAGGGCGUUGGGAACCUUGAUCGUUGAUCUUUAUGUUCAUAAAGAGCCACCCUGCUGGUGGCUCUAGUGGGAGAUGUGAAUGACUGCUGGCAUACCAAACUUGUGAGGGACGAGCUUAAGAGCCCUUCGGUGUUCCCCGACAUCAUGUUGGGGGAGACGAACGG
Molecule: messenger RNA, 1135 nt
Organism: Cyclopterus lumpus (lumpfish)
Lineage: Eukaryota; Metazoa; Chordata; Actinopteri; Perciformes; Cyclopteridae
Gene: ensab
Product: endosulfine alpha b
Exons: 3
Coding region: 163-510 (115 amino acids)
Cellular component (GO): cytoplasm
Molecular function (GO): protein phosphatase inhibitor activity
Source: RefSeq, a predicted model, not a curated record